Carassius gibelio (silver crucian carp) is the source of this 4922-nucleotide messenger RNA. Its product is annotated as alpha-1,3-mannosyl-glycoprotein 4-beta-N-acetylglucosaminyltransferase A-like. The transcript has 16 exons. NCBI's taxonomy places the organism in Eukaryota, Metazoa, Chordata, Actinopteri, Cypriniformes, Cyprinidae. The record is from RefSeq and is a predicted model, not a curated record. The coding region runs from base 378 to 1979 and encodes 533 amino acids. Gene Ontology annotation, molecular function: acetylglucosaminyltransferase activity. Gene Ontology annotation, biological process: protein N-linked glycosylation. Gene Ontology annotation, cellular component: Golgi stack; endoplasmic reticulum; endoplasmic reticulum-Golgi intermediate compartment.
AACAAAGCUCGACUGAGAGAUCACAUCACCGCUGACGAUUCUGGCCGGACGGUCCGUCUGAAUUGCUAUUCAAUAAAGAGUACAAAACGUGUUUUUGCUCGUUUUUUCACUGGAUAUUUUUUUAUGAGACUUAUCUGCGUCGGUUCGCUGUUUAACAACAAGCCGGAAGUAACGGCAGGGAUGAGGAUUGCACAUCUUUCUCUGGAAACGCAUCAGUUCCGCUGGUCUGCCUCGUGACUCCAGCAGCGACCGAGAGCCGAAGGAGGAGGAGCAGGAGACAGCCGAUGAUCCGGGGCCCCGUCCGCUCCCCUGAAGCGCUGAUGCACGCCCGGAUCCGCAGGAACAGAGGAGGCUGCACGGGGAGGCGCUGAAAUGAGAUGAGGCUCAGACAUGGAACUGUUGCCACUGCGAUUGUUUUCUUCACGUCGUUUCUCAGUCUGUCCUGGUACACGGCUUGGCAGAAUGGCAAAGAAAAGUUGGUAGCCUAUCAGAGGGAGUUUCAUUCCCUGAGGGAGCGUCUGCGUGUGGCGGAGCACCGAACCCUCCAGCGCUCCUCCGAGCUCAACGCCAUCCUCGAGCAGUUCAGACGGGCCAUCGCAGAAACCAACGGCAGCAAAGACGCUCUCUCCAACUUCUCAGACGAGACACAGAAGUUGCUGAAGGAGUUGGCUCACAGGAAGCCCCUCCAUGUGCCAAAUAUCUACCACCAUCUGCCUCACCUGCUCAACAAUGAAGGCAGCCUGCACCCUGCUGUACAGGUGGGCCAGGGACGAACCGGAGUUUCCAUCGUGAUGGGCAUCCCCACGGUGAAGCGGAAAGUAAAGUCAUACCUGUCAGAGACGCUUCAUUCACUCAUCGAUAAACUCUCGGCGGAGGAGAAGCUCGACUGCGUCAUCAUCGUGUUCGUGGGAGAGACGGACAUAGAUUAUGUAAACAGUGUGGUUGCAGGCCUUGAAAAAGAGUUCUACACAGAGCUGAAUUCGGGGUUACUGGAGGUCAUAUCUCCCCCUGCCAGCUACUACCCAGACCUCGCCAACUUGAAAGAGACCUUUGGGGACUCGAAGGAGCGGGUGAAAUGGAGGACCAAGCAGAACUUGGACUAUUCCUUUCUAAUGAUGUAUGCCGUGAACAAAGGGGUCUAUUAUGUCCAGUUGGAGGAUGACAUCGUUGCCAAACCCAACUAUUUUGCAACCAUGAAAAACUUUGCAGUUCAACUGGCCUCAGAGGACUGGAUGAUCCUUGAGUUUUCACAGCUGGGCUUCAUUGGUAAGAUGUUCCAAGCCCCAGAUCUAAAUCUGAUUGUGGAGUUUAUCUUCAUGUUUUAUAAGGAGAAGCCCAUUGAUUGGCUGCUGGAUCACAUUCUCUGGGUCAAAGUGUGCAACCCAGAGAAAGAUGGCAAGCACUGUGAGAGACAGAAGUCGAGUCUGCGCAUUCGUUUCAGGCCCUCUUUGUUUCAGCACGUAGGCCUACACUCCUCCCUUGCUGGGAAAAUCCAGAAACUCACGGAUAAAGACUUCCUGAAACCUCUGCUGCAUAAGAUUCACGUGAACCCGCCGGCGGAGGUGUCCACCUCUUUAAAAGUGUAUCAAGGUCAUACACUGGAGAAGACGUACAUGGGCGAGGACUUUUUCUGGGCCAUUACUCCAAUGGCUGGAGACUACGUCCUGUUCAAGUUUGAUCGGCCCGUCAACAUAGAAAGGUUCCUUUUUCGCAGUGGAAACCAGGAGCACCCAGGAGACAAAAUCGAGAACACUACUGUCGAGUUCCUGCCCUUCUCGGAUGCUGGAUUGAAGACCAAAGAGAAGUACAAACGAACAGAAGAUCGGUUCUAUAAGCUUGCUCAGUUUGAGAAAGGAGUGGCAGAGGGGACGGUUGACCCGGUCUUCAACCCCGUGGCGGCUGUUCGUCUGACGGUCCAGAAGGACUCCGCCGUGUGGGCCAUUAUUAGCGAGAUCCAUAUCAAGAGGAUACCUGGGUAACGGCCUGAAAGUCUCCAGUGGUCUGGUGCUGCUGGCAUCUACAGCGGAUCGAGUGACCCUCACAUUACCAGAGCGCGUGGAGGAACCCUGGCUUCGUGCUUCACCUCUUAAACUUUACUUUUUCCUCUUUUUUCUUUUUCUUCUCGUCUCCCUCUGGUAGUUUUGACAUUGUUUCUUCUCUUCUACUUGCCUUGGCCUCUUUCGUCAGACUUUAUUUGACCUUUUAAUAUUCCCUGAAUUCUGUUGUGUGAACGUGACUACUACUGUACAGGAAAGCAAGCAAGCCAACACUUUUUGACAGAAUGUUUCCUGACACUAAAUCUGUGUCGUGAAGAAUUGCAAUCAUGGCUGUUGAUAAAGCUUGGAGUUCAGGAUUCAAAGCUGCACUGAUGCUGGAUAAUAAGAAGAUUGUCCUCAGCGCUCUGCCGUCGUGGACCGUAACUGACCAUACACUUUGGGUCAGAUAAACACGGCUGGAGAUGAACGUGGGAUGAAAGAAAUGUUUUUUAGGUUUGAUGCCGUUGGUGUUCGACACUCUGUUCAGAACAUGUGGAGACCAGUUUAUUAUUUAAUUGACUGCUUUGCCAAAAUCUAAAAUAUCUUUGCAUAUCUUUGUGCGUCCACUUGGUCUACAGAAGUGGCUUUUCUUCCUCUGUGUUGGUUUAUUCAAAGAAAUCAAUCAUGGCUUUUAAUCCGAAGGUUUUUAAUUGCUGUUAUUAUUAUUAUUAUUAUUAUGAUAAUGACGAUCUAUGAAGGUGAAUUAAUUUAUUUGAAAUAAAUCUUUAAUUUGUACAAAAGGUAAAUGCUUUUAUUUUAUAUUCUUUGGCAGUUUCUGAUGUGGUAGAGAAUGUAUUGUUUGUAUCUUUGUGUAGUUGAGAGGGGUGCAGGGCCGCCCACCUCUGUGCCUUCACAUCCAGCGUCCCAGUUUGGGGCCUGGUAAAGGACUGCCUUGUGCCCUGCGUCCAAACCCUUCAAUCGUACAAUCAGAUAGUCUGUUAGAUGCUUGAUUCAAGAGAGACGCUCACGUUUAGAGCAUGGCAUGUUCAUAUUUAUGUUUCAGAAUCUUUCGUUGUUCAUCUCAAACAGUCGGCUUUCUUCACGUCAGUCUGACAAGUUCGUCUUUCUAUGCUGUAUCACAAGUGUCUGAAUGUUCAGUGAGGCAUGAUGAAGUCCAGAUGCAAUCUGCUGGGUUUUUCUGCACAGAAUUAAUUCAAAUGUGGUGAUUAAAGAAGCUGAGGGGACUUCGUAUCUGAAAGCACAAUCUACGGAGACCCUGAAUGGACAUGGGGAAAUAAAAUGAGCUGACCCUUUUAAAAACUGAAUUAUAUUUCCGUGUUUUUGAUUCUCUCACUAAAUGUUCACAUUUCACCAACAAACUUUGGGUUUGCAGAAAUGUUUUGCAUCUCCGGACAAACUAUAUGUUUGCUCUAAAAGCUUUUGUGAUGGAAAUAUACGUUAGGACCAACAACUAUAUUUCAAGACUUUGCGAGAGAACGCAAAAGUUUAGAUAGAUAAUGAAAAAAGUUUAGUGAGCGAAUUAAAUUUUUUGGGACUAAAACACAGUACUUUUUGUAAACGUUUUGUGAGCGAACACCAAUUUUAUUGGGGGAAUGUAACAUUUAUGCAAUUUAACAAGCAAAUUCAAAAACAUUGAAAUAUAUAUAUAUAUAUAUCUUUCUUUUCUCAUCACCUUGUCCACUUGACUCAAUCAAAUAAGUCACAAUAUGUAAAAAUGCGCAGAACUUGACAGGCGUUUAAAGCUUUCUGUGGAGUUCUGCAGAUGCAGAUUCUGUGUGGACCUGGUCAGGAGCAAAAUAUUUGCAGAACCACAGAUUUAUAAUGGAAAUGGAAUAGAAUUUAAGGCCCGUUCACACCAAGCAUGAUAACAAUCAAGAUUUCGUUCUAAAAAUCAUUCUCAAUAUUAAAGAAUAGCAGAGUCCACUGUUAUCAUUUUUAGAACCAUUUUUUUCCCAGUGUGCACACUAAUAUCCGUAUCUUUAUAGUUCUCGUUCUUGGUGUGAACAGGGCUUCACAGCUAUUUUUCAGUAGUGUGAAGUGUGUGUGUGCUGGUUUUGACACCUGGAUUCAUGACACUGUACCUUUAUCAUAUUACAAAGCUAUGGCUCGUAUUGAUUUAGCUUGUAGCUCCUGACGUAGGGACUUGAAGCUGAGGUAACUGCUGUACAGAUUCACAAAGUGCUCUCAUCUCAUGUGAUUGUAAAUAUAAGAUGGAAGUUUUAGUUCAGUCGGACAUCAUGUGUCCUUGUGUUUUCCUUGAUGCUGAAGUUUCAGAGCAUAUCCUUUAUACAUGCAUACACCUUCAUUUUAGUGACUACUUGAGCAGUGUGUGUUUUUAAUAAAAGGCCAAAAUACUGUCAUAACCAUUUAUUUACAGUUCGUUUCUGAUCUCUCCUGAGAGACCACAGUAGAGUGGUUUUCAGUGUUUUGUCGAACUUAUGCCUUUUUAGUCAGGUUUGUGCUCAAUGAUCUGUCUCCUCGCCUGUUUUAGCACUGAAAGAUGGAUUGUUACCUCUUGUUAAACUCUCAUGGGCCGGUUUCCCAUCGGGGAUCAGUGCAUGUCCCUCUUGAAACCCACCCUUCAGUCUUACAUUGAGAUGAAUCGGACAUGAAAUGUGCUCCUCUUGUGUGGUGCAUUCUUGACGUUCAUGUGCCUUCAUCUGUCUUUCUCCAGCUCUGACAUUGAUUUGAAUAAACUGUUCCAAAAUAAGCCUUUGACAUAAUUCAUCAUUUUAUGUUUCUGUCGUGUUUCCCUCAUUGCGCAUGUAAUAUUUUCCUGUUUUGAAGAGGCAUGUUGUGAUGUGACGUCAUCAAAGAGUGAUGUAUGUAUGAAUUAUGCCGUUUUAGGACAAUAUUUUCUUCUCGUCUUAUAGAAAAAUGGGUCUAAAUUUAGGACUUACCCCACAAAUAAAGACAUUUAUGAUA